Molecule: messenger RNA, 5106 nt
Organism: Lactuca virosa
Lineage: Eukaryota; Viridiplantae; Streptophyta; Magnoliopsida; Asterales; Asteraceae
Source: the annotation of a GenBank genome assembly
AGUUGCUAUUUGCUGCUGUAAAAAAAGUGGGGUUUGAAACGGUGGAGUUCCAUGGAUGGGGUUAUACGUAACUGCAGAAUUUAAUCCUAAAUUCCCAUCUUUCCAUUAAAAUAGUCGAUUACUGUAUCUGUAUGCCAUCAGCCCCUUUUGUAGGACCUUUUCUCUUUCAUUUUCAGGGCGGGAACUCCAAAUUUACUCCAAAUUCUUUCUAGGGUUUCUUCGAAUUUCAAAUUUGGUUCAAGGGUUCUAUUGGGGUUCUGGAUAUUGAAGACCUAGAUGAUUUGCUUGCUAUGAUGACCAAUAGCAACACUACGAUGAGUCUCCGUAAGGGGUCCAAGGUGUGGUUAGAGGACAAAGGCACAGCUUGGGCCGCCGGAGAAGUCAGCGGUUUCUCCGGCAAACAGGUUCAAGUAAUCACUGAAUCCGGGAAGCAGGUGUUGACUUUUGCGGAUAAGCUGUUACUCAGAGAUGCUGAUGCAGAGUAUGGUGGGGUGGAUGAUAUGACCAAAUUGGCUUACUUGAAUGAACCAGGAGUGCUUGAUAAUCUUAAGAAACGUUAUGCUCUUAACGAGAUAUAUACAUACACAGGAAGCAUUCUAAUAGCUGUCAACCCGUUCACAAAGCUUCCUCAUCUUUAUAAUGUCCACAUGAUGGAGCAAUACAAAGGAGCUCCAUUCGGUGAGCUAAGCCCCCAUGUAUUUGCUGUAGCAGAUGCAUCUUACAGGGCAAUGAUGGGUGAUGCAAAAAGCCAGUCCAUAUUGGUCAGUGGAGAAAGUGGGGCCGGAAAAACCGAAACCACAAAAUUAAUCAUGCAAUAUCUUACAUAUGUUGGUGGUCGUGCUGCCAUUGAUGACAGAACAGUUGAACAACAAGUCCUAGAAUCAAAUCCUCUUCUAGAAGCUUUUGGAAAUGCAAGAACAAGUAGAAACGACAAUUCAAGUCGCUUUGGAAAGUUUGUAGAGAUUCAGUUUGAUUCAAAUGGUAGAAUAUCUGGUGCUGCAAUUAGAACUUACUUACUUGAAAGAUCUCGUGUAGUCCAAAUCACAGACCCAGAAAGAAACUACCACUGUUUUUACCAGUUAUGUGCAUCUGGAAGAGAUGCUGACAUGUACAAUCUAGGUCCUCCAAGCAACUUCCAUUACUUGAACCAAAGUAAAGUUUAUGAGUUGGAAGGUGUAAGCAGUGCAGAUGAAUAUGUAAAAACCAGAAGAGCCAUGGAUAUUGUUGGAAUCAGUAAUGAAGAACAAGAAUCUAUAUUUCGGACAUUGGCUGCAAUUCUUCAUUUAGGGAAUGUGGUAUUUAAACCAGGGAAAGAGCAUGAUUCAUCAGAAGUAAAGGAUGAAAAAUCAAAAUUUCAUUUGGAGACAGCUGCCAUGCUUUUCAAAUGUGAUUUGAAAAUUUUACUGGAAACUUUAUGCACACGUUCUAUUCAGACUCGUGAAGGGGUUAUAGUCAAGGCUCUUGAUUGUGAUGCUGCUGUUGCAAGCCGUGAUACUUUAGCAAAGACUGUUUAUGCUCGGCUUUUUGAUUGGCUUGUUGAAAAGAUUAAUAGAUCUGUUGGGCAAGAUCAUAAUUCUCGCAUGCAGAUUGGAGUUUUGGAUAUAUAUGGAUUUGAAUGCUUUAAGCAUAACAGUUUCGAGCAAUUUUGUAUUAAUUUUGCAAAUGAAAAGCUUCAGCAACAUUUCAAUGAGCAUGUGUUUAAGAUGGAGCAGGAGGAGUAUCGGAAAGAACAAAUCACAUGGAGUUACAUUGAGUUUAUAGAUAAUCAAGAUGUUUUAGAUCUCAUUGAAAAGAAGCCUAUUGGAGUAAUUGCUCUACUGGAUGAAGCUUGCAUGUUUCCAAAGUCAACACAUGAAACAUUUGCAAACAAGCUUUUCCAGAAUUUGCGGGCCCACCCAAGGUUAGGGAAGGCAAAAUUCUCCGAGACAGAUUUUACCAUUUCUCACUAUGCUGGCAAGGUCAAUUAUCAAACAGAUUCCUUCUUGGAUAAAAACCGUGAUUAUGUGGUUAUUGAUCACUGUAACCUAAUGUCUUCUUCCACAUGUCCUUUUAUCGCUGGUCUUUUCCCAGCAAUGCCAGAAGAAUCUUCUAGAUCAUCAUACAAAUUUUCUUCUGUGGCAUCUAGAUUUAAGCAACAACUACAAGCUCUCAUGGAUACCCUAAGUUCAACAGAGCCUCAUUAUGUCCGCUGUGUCAAACCAAACUCAGUCAACCGGCCUCAGAAGUUUGAGAAUCAAAGUGUGUUACAUCAGUUACGUUGUGGGGGUGUUUUGGAGGCUGUUCGAAUCAGUCUUGCAGGUUAUCCUACUAGGAAAACCUAUCAUGAAUUUGUAGACCGAUUUGGACUCAUUGCCAUGGAAGUCAUGGAUGGAAGUUACGAUGAACGUGCUAUGACAGAAAAAAUCCUGCAAAAACUAAAACUUGAGAAUUACCAGUUGGGGAAGACCAAAGUUUUCCUGAGGGCUGGUCAAAUUGGUGUAUUGGAUAGUCAACGUGCUGGAGUCUUGGAUUCUGCUGCAAAGCGUAUACAGCUUCGAAUGCGAACAUUUAUUGCACGAAAAGAUUUUACAUUAAAGCGAAAAGCUGCAAUUUCUUUUCAAGCAUACUGCAGAGGUCAUCUUACUAGAGUUAUAUAUGCUAGAAAACGUGAAGCUGCAGCUGCUAUUUUGAUACAGAAGUACAUUCGUGGAUGGUUGUUGAAGAAUGCUUAUACACAACAAUAUGUUUCUGCUGUACUUUUGCAAGCAAGCAUCCGUGGUUUCAUUACUAGACAAAGAUACCUACACAUAAGGGAACACAGAGCUGCAACUGUAAUUCAGGCUCGAUGGAGAUCGUAUAAAAUCCGUUCCACUUUUCGUCAUCGUGUGCAUGAUAUUACUAAAAUACAAUGUCUUUGGAGAAGAAAAUUGGCAAAGAGAGAGUUUAGGAGGCUUAAGCAGGAGGCUAAUGAAACUGGUGCCUUGCGCCUAGCGAAAACUAAGCUAGAAAAACAGCUGGAGGAUCUGACGUGGCGCUUGCAACUAGAGAAAAAAUUAAGGGGGUCAACUGAUGAGUCAAAAUCUGUGGAAAUUGCAAAACUUAAAAAAACUGUGCAAUCUUUGGUUCUUGAGUUGGAUGCAGCAAAGUUGGCUACUGUGAAUGAAUGCAACAAAAACGAAGUGUUGCAAAACCAACUGGAAAUGUCAGUGAAAGAAAAAUCUUCUUUGGAAAGAGAACUAGUUGGAAUGGCUGACUUGAGAAACGAAAAUUCAUAUUUGAAGAGCUCACUGAGUACAUUGGAAGAGAAGAACUCAACACUGCAAAGCCAACUUACUGAGGCUAAAGAGGAUGCAUCCAGUAACCUUAAAAAAUUGAGGGAGGUUGAGAAAACAUGUGCACUACUCCAACAGAAGUUAAAAAGCUUUGAGGAAAAGCUAACAAGUUUGGAGAAAGAGAACCAUGUUUUAAGACAGAAGACAUUAAGUGCCACUUCAAGAGGGAACUGGCAAAGUAACACCAAGCCGUUUCUUGAGAAGUUCUCUGGUGCACUUGCUCUUCCCUUCACAGAGCGAAAAUCUAUAUAUGAAACCCCUACGCCUAUGAAAAGCGCAAAUCCAAAUUCCCAAGGUUUGACGGAUUCACGUCGGUCAAAGAUGACUUCUGAAAAACAGCAGGAGAACUCUGAAAUCCUGUCACGGUGUAUUAAAGAAAACCUGGGAUUCAAAGAUGGAAAACCUGUGGCUGCUACUGUUAUAUAUAAGUGCCUUCUUCAUUGGCAUGCCUUUGAAUCCGAAAGAACUACAAUUUUCGACUUCAUUAUUGAGAACAUCAACAGUGCUCUUAAGAUGGGUGAUGAGGGACUUACCUUACCAUACUGGUUGUCCAAUGCUUCAGCUCUUUUAUGCCUCCUGCAAAGAAACUUCAGGUCCAAUGGUUUCUUGACACCUCAGCGUUCUGGUGUGUCAUCUUUUUCGAAUGGAAGGGUUGCACAAGGGUACACUCCGCAUAAAUACAUUGUUGAUGAUGGGAUUUCACCCAUGGAAGCUAGGUAUCCAGCUAUAUUAUUUAAACAACAGUUAACAGCUUGUGUGGAGAAGAUAUUUGGGUUGAUAAGAGACAACUUAAAAAAGGAAAUAUCACCGCUCUUGAAUUCAUGCAUCCAGGCGCCCAAGAACCAACGAGUACAUGGUGGUAAACCUUCAAGGUCACCUAGUGGCAUCCCUCAGCAGGCUGCUGGUAGUCAGUGGGAGAAGAUCAUAGAGUUUUUGGAUUCCUUGAUGGAUCGCCUACGUGGAAAUCAUGUACCUUCGUUUUUCAUACGCAAGCUUACAACACAGGUGUUUUCAUUCCUCAACAUAUCACUUUUCAACAGCCUUUUAUUGCGGCGAGAAUGCUGCACAUUCUCAAACGGGGAAUACGUGAAAUCUGGUCUAGCAGAACUUGAGAAAUGGAUAGCCAAUGCAAAGGAAGAGUUUGCAGGAACUUCUUGGCAUGAAUUAAAUUAUAUCAGACAAGCCGUUGGGUUUCUGGUGAUACACCAGAAAAGAAAAAAGUCUCUGGAAGAGAUCAGACAGGAUCUAUGUCCGAUCACAUUUAAUUUAAUACUAAUAAUUUGUGAUUUUGGAUUGGAUAGGCGUUUGACUGUUAGACAAAUAUAUCGCAUAAGUACAAUGUACUGGGAUGACAAAUAUGGGACCCAAAGCGUCUCAAAUGAGGUUGUUACUGAGAUGAGGGAAAUGCUGAACAAGGACUCUCAGAAUCUUACUUCCAAUUCAUUCUUAUUGGACGAUGAUCUCAGCAUUCCAUUCUCUACAGAAGAUAUCUACAUGGCAAUUCCUGGCAUUGAUCCUACAGAUAUCGAGCCCCCUGCGUUCUUAGCUGAAUAUCCUUCGGCACAAUUUCUACUUCCAAAUCCCAAGUGAAUUUGUCGAUAAAAGACCAUUUGCAUGCUUACGGUAGGGGAAAGGAAAUAUAUCGUUUCUGUAGGGAUAUUUAAUUAGGAGUGCAAGCAAGUCAAAGUUCCAUGUAAAGUAAAUACUACUAGUUAAUUUCUUUUCUUUUUUUAUUCUUUUGUAAAGCUUGUUUGUUGUGCACAUUGUAAUCGAUUCCAGUGGAUUCUCAUUCUCG